This is a messenger RNA of Hyaena hyaena (striped hyena), 485 nucleotides long. RefSeq names its product achaete-scute family bHLH transcription factor 4 (gene ASCL4). The record is from RefSeq and is a predicted model, not a curated record. Gene Ontology annotation, biological process: developmental process; regulation of transcription by RNA polymerase II. Lineage: Eukaryota; Metazoa; Chordata; Mammalia; Carnivora; Hyaenidae. Gene Ontology annotation, molecular function: protein dimerization activity; RNA polymerase II transcription regulatory region sequence-specific DNA binding; DNA-binding transcription factor activity, RNA polymerase II-specific. Bases 18 to 485 code for a protein of 155 amino acids. The transcript has a single exon.
UGGCUUUCCGGCGAGGGAUGGAGAAACGUAAGCCGGCCGGACUGCUGCCUCUGCGGUGGUGCCACCUCCGCACGGAGCCCCCGGACCUGCCGGGGACCCCGCCCCGCCUCCCCUCGGGGGAGCCCUUCAGGGACGCCGCGUGCCGGCAGCGGGCGCCCCGGGACUGCGCCUUCGGGCCCGCCUUCCUCCGCAGGCGCAACGAGCGCGAGCGGCAGCGGGUGCGCUGCGUCAACGAGGGGUACGCGCGCCUGCGCGACCACCUGCCCCGCGAGCUGGCCGAGCGGCGGCUCAGCAAGGUGCAGACGCUCCGCGCCGCCAUCGGCUACAUCCGGCAUCUGCAGCAGCUGCUGGAGCGCCACGCCCGCGGGCAGGGGGGCCCCGCCGGCCCCCGCCCCCCGCGCGCCGCCGAGUGCAACAGCGACGGCGAGUCCGAGGCCUCGUCCGCGCCUUCGCCCUGCAGCGAGCCCGACGAGGCGGGCCGCUAG